Molecule: messenger RNA, 1227 nt
Organism: Abrus precatorius (Indian licorice)
Lineage: Eukaryota; Viridiplantae; Streptophyta; Magnoliopsida; Fabales; Fabaceae
Product: probable lactoylglutathione lyase, chloroplastic
Exons: 9
Coding region: 44-1090 (348 amino acids)
Cellular component (GO): cytoplasm
Molecular function (GO): lactoylglutathione lyase activity; metal ion binding
Source: RefSeq, a predicted model, not a curated record
GUUACUAACUGAGAAGAAGGAAACAAGUUAUCACAUCAUUUGCAUGGCAAUGGCUUCAUCCUUAAUGUUACCAGCUGCAGCUAUAGUGCUACCUUAUACCACAUCAUCAUCAUCAUCAUCUACUUCAAGAAGAUUUGCUCUCUUUCACCUUGUCACCACUGGUGCUAUUGUUCUCCCAAAAUCUCAGUUAUUUGGUGCAAAAGAAUCAGAGCUGUUUAAAGUAGCAGAGGCUAAUGCUGUAGAAAAGCUAGAACAACCAGAACAAAAUUUGUUUGACUGGGUCAAAAAUGACAACCGAAGAUUUCUCCAUGCUGUGUACCGUGUUGGAGACUUGGAUAAGACUAUAAAGUUCUACAAUGAAUGCCUUGGCAUGAAGCUACUUAGAAAACGUGACAUACCAGAAGACAGAUAUACUAAUGCUUUUCUUGGAUAUGGACCUGAAAAUUCCAAUUUUACCGUUGAAAUUACUUAUAAUUAUGGAGUGGAUAACUACGAUAUUGGAAAUGGUUUUGGUCAUUUUGGUGUUGCAGUUGAAGAUGUUGCAAAGACCAUAGAUCUAAUAAAAGCAAAAGGGGGAAAGGUUACGAGGGAACCAGGGCCUAGUACAGAUGGCAGUACAGUAAUUGCUUUCAUUGAAGAUCCGGAUGGUUAUAAGUUUGAGCUUUUGGAGAGAAAACCCGGUCCUGAGCCACUAUGCCAAGUGAUGCUUCAAGUAGGUGAUCUUGAUCGUGCCAUAGCCUUCUAUCAAAAAGCUGUUGGCAUGAAACUUCUCCGUGAGAGAGACAACCCCGAGAACAAGAACACAGUAGCCAUCAUGGGCUAUGGUCCUGAAGAUAAGAAUACUGUUCUAGAACUGACAUAUAACUAUGGCGUCACUAAUUAUGACAAAGGAAAUGGUUAUGAACAGGUUGCAAUAGGCACAAAUGAUGUCUACAAGACUGCAGAAGCAAUCAAAUUAUGUGGAGGGAAAAUUAUCCGUGAACCUGGGCCCUUGCCAGGUAUCAACACCAAGAUCGUAGCUUGCUUGGACCCUGAUGGUUUGAAAUUGGCGUUUGUUGAUAAUGUUGAUUUUCUGAAGGAACUAGAGUGACUAUUGCACGGUUCUUGAUCCUACUCAUCUUCCAUGAAAUCAUGGUAGUUCAACAAUUAUGUUGGUGAAAUCUUAUAGUAUAGUGGUAACUGUCAAAUCUACACCUUCAUAAAGUAACCCCUCCAAUCACUGUGAGU